Rubroshorea leprosula is the source of this 1633-nucleotide messenger RNA. Lineage: Eukaryota; Viridiplantae; Streptophyta; Magnoliopsida; Malvales; Dipterocarpaceae. The record is from the annotation of a GenBank genome assembly.
AGAAAUCAUCGAACUCAGAAGAAAACUGCCACUUCAUUCAUCUUCUUCUCUUAGCUGACAGCCCUGUGCCUGUGUGUGUAAAGAUCUUUCCUUUAACCUCUCUUCUCUCUAAAUAUGGCAGCUUUUUCGAAUUCAGUGGUUUUUUCUAGAAUCCCCAAGGCACAGCUCUCAUCUGGCUCUGCUCUAAAGCUACAGGAACAAUGUCUUGGGAGUGUUUGCCUUGCCAACUUGGCAUUUAAUUCAAUUCUUCAAGGGAAAGAGAAACUUUCCAGCUCAAGGAGGUCAUUAAAAAUUCAAGCUGCUUAUAGAGAUGAUGGAAGGCCAAGCAGUGCAAGCAUCUUUGUUGGUGGUUUUGUCUUGGGAGGAGUCAUAGUUAGUGCACUGGGAUGUGUAUUUGCUUCUCAGAUCAGCAAUGCACUAGCUGGAGUCAACAGAAGAGAUAUAAUGAAGAAACUGCCCAAAUUCAUAUAUGAUGAAGAAAAAGCUUUGGAAAAAAAACGUAAGAUACUGUCUGAGAAGAUUUAUCAACUAAACUUAGCUAUUGAUGAGAUUUCUGCUCAGAUCCGAUCUGAAGAUGCCCCAAAUAGAGUUCCUGUCAACUCCAAUGAAGUAGAAUCUACUUUGUUUGUGGCCAUGUUGAAAACAAUGAAAGGGCAGUUUAGGGAAAACGAGAAUAUCUUUGUGGCUCAAAUUAUGGGCUUGCAUGCUCAGAUGUUGUCUUAUCCUUUGCAUCUGCUGCACUCUCUAUUCCAACCACACAUUUCUUGAAUUCACUUGCAACCAUAAUAUACACGAAGGAAAAAACGAAAUUCAAUCAACUGUAUAAAUACUUGGGGAAGGUGGUUUUUGGUUCUAGUUGCAGCCAUGGCCACUCACGCAGGUCUAGCUCCUUCAAGAAUCCGCACAAGCACCAAGUUUCCAUCUAAGAGCAGCUCCUUCCCAACCCAAUGCAUUUCUAAGAGGCUGGAAGUAGCUGAGUUUUCUGGUCUCCGUUCCUGCUCUUGCGUGACAUAUGCUACAAACGCCAAAGGAACUUCAUUUUCUGAGGUGGUGGCUGCUCAGCUUACUCCUAAGACAGUAGCAUCAGCCCCUGUUAGGAGAGAAACAGUUGCCAAAUUGAAGGUUGCAAUCAAUGGAUUUGGACGCAUUGGCAGAAACUUCCUUCGGUGUUGGCAUGGCCGGAAAGACUCACCCCUUGAUGUGGUUGUUGUUAAUGACAGCGGUGGUGUCAAGAAUGCUUCACACCUGUUGAAAUACGAUUCAAUGCUUGGAACUUUCAAAGCAGAAGUCAAAAUUGUGGAUGAUACAACCAUUAGUGUUGACGGCAAGCCAAUUAAGGUUGUCUCUAACAGGGAUCCUCUCAAGCUUCCGUGGGCUGAUCUUGGCAUUGAUAUUGUCAUUGAGGGAACAGGAGUUUUUGUGGAUGGCCCUGGAGCUGGGAAGCACAUUCAAGCUGGUGCUAAGAAAGUUAUCAUCACUGCUCCAGCAAAAGGUGCAGACAUUCCAACUUAUGUUGGUGGACUGCAUUUAAAAACAUCAGUUUGGAGCGGGAAAAGAUGAAAAUACCAUUGAUGGACAUUGGAGACAAAAUAAAAUUAAAAAAAAAGGGGUCUAUUAAAUGUUGAUCAAUUAA